Messenger RNA from Rubroshorea leprosula, 1796 nucleotides. The record is from the annotation of a GenBank genome assembly. NCBI's taxonomy places the organism in Eukaryota, Viridiplantae, Streptophyta, Magnoliopsida, Malvales, Dipterocarpaceae.
CAAAGUUUUGCGGUGGGAUUUAAUAUUCGACCGGAGUUCGGAUCUUGGAUGCAAUCAAAAUCCCAUCUUGACUUUAAAUUUUCCUUGCAUUUUCACAUUUUCUGUGAAUCUCACUCAGAGCAUGGACUCUAAAGAAACAGAGAGAUUUGUUGAAGAAUCUCUCUCGAGUUCGUCCAAAAAAUCCGAACCCAUUUUGAGCCAAGAAGAACACCAUCAUUCACCGCAAACCUGUGUCAAGAACAACCCUUUUUCAAUCUUUCUUGAACCAUUUCAAUGGCUGCAGAUGCUUUCAGACCAACUAAACCCCACCUUCAUUUUCGGCAUAGUCGUCGUUUAUGGCCUCAGUCAAGGCUUCUCCGGCUCCUUCUUCAGAGUAGUCACUGACUACUACUGGAAGGAUGUCCAGAAAGUCCAACCGUCGGUGGUGCAGAUGUACAUCGGCCUAUACUACAUUCCUUGGAUAAUGAAACCUAUCUGGGGUUUAUUUACCGACGUGUUUCCGAUUAAAGGGUAUAGAAGAAGGCCUUACUUUGUGGUCGCCGGAGUUGUGGGGUGCGUCUCUGCUCUGAUGGUUGCUCUGCUCGGUAAUCUUCCGGUGGCGUUGGCGUUGGGGUGUUUGAUUGGAGUUGCGGCUGGCAUGGCAGUGGCGGAUGUGACUAUUGAUGCUUGUAUUGCAAAAAAUAGUAUUGAGAUCCGGGCAUUAGCACCGGACAUGCAAAGCCUUUGUGGGUUUUGCUCCUCCGCCGGCGCUCUUAUUGGGUACUCUACCAGCGGCUUUUUUGUUCACCAUCUUGGAGCUCAGGCAGCUUUGAUUCUUCUGGCAAUUCCUCCCGCUUUCAUUAUUUUAUUAGGCUUUGUGAUCUAUGAAAUGAAAUCUACAACGCUCCAUUCUGAUCAGAAGCAGAAGCCAGUGGAAAACUUGGGAAUAGCAGUAAGGGGAAUGUAUCAGACAAUCAAGUAUCCUCAAGUGUGGAAGCCAUCACUUUACAUGUUCCUCUCUCUGGCGCUAAGUAUAAGUACUCAUGAAGGGCAGUUUUAUUGGUACACUGAUCCUAAAGCCGGCCCUGCAUUCUCUCAGGAAUUUGUCGGCAUGAUAUAUGCAGUGGGUGCAAUGGCUUCAAUGGUGGGGGUCCUCAUCUACCACAAGGUACUAAAGGACUACCCUUUCAGAAACCUUCUCUUCUUUGCUCAACUUCUCUAUGGCCUGUCUGGAAUGCUCGAUCUCCUCUUCAUCCUCCGAUGGAACUUAGCCCUCGGCAUCCCAGAUUCCUUCUUCGUGAUCUCAGAAGAAUGUGUUUCGCGAAUAAUAUCCAGAAUCAGGUGGAUCCCCAUGAUUGUCCUGAGCACAAGGCUUUGUCCUCUAGGCAUCGAAGGCACAUUCUUUGCACUCUUGAUGUGCAUAGACAGCUUUGGCUCACUCACCUCCAAAUGGGGAGGAGGAAUGGUGCUUCAUGUGUUGAAUGUCACAAGGACUGAUUUCACAAAUCUAUGGCUGGUUAUUCUGAUAAGGAAUUGUCUGAGACUUGCAACAUUGGGUUUGAUUUUUCUUGUCCCAAAGGCUGAUCAAUUGGAUGCACUGAUUCCUCAUGAUCUCUUGACGAAGAAUUCAGCGCAAACUGGAGAUGAUGAGGAGAUUGAACUUGUCCCCAAUAAUGACAAAGAUGUAGUCUAAAUCUAAAUGGAAUCGUUGAGAAAUCAAAUUUCCACUAUUCAAAAAGAUUGUGUACCAAAUAACAGAAAACAAAAGCUUUUAGGUGAGAACUGCCUCUGUAUAUAAAUAUACGGAAUACUAGCCA